AUGUUUGCUGAGGACACUCCCAGAAUCCAAUCAAAGAUGUCCCCCUGUUUUUGGGUGGUAUUGUUAAUGCUCCAGCUUUCCAUAAGUCUUCAGCACACUGCACAACAUGGCACAAAUGUCCUCCUGGAAGAUGAGGGCACAGGAGAGAUGCAGAAGCUGACCUCAUCCAAGCAAAAAGAGAAAAUGUUAGAAAUUGUGGGGAGGAUUGAUAGAGAUGGAGAUAAACUUUUAAAUGCAGAGGAGAUGGCAGUAUGGAUCCAGCGUGUGUAUAGAAAAUAUGCUCUGGAGGAUGCUGCAGAGAGGUUUCCAGACUUUGACCUGGAUCGAGACGGUCUAGUUUCUUGGGAGGAGUACAACAUAGUGACACAUGGGCACCUCAUCCCUUUGGAGCCACUGUCGGAUCCCUUGGAUACCGUGGACGACCCAGAACAGCAAUCUCUCAGAAAUCUCCACCGACGAGAGAAGCAACGAUACGACUUUGCAGACGUUGACAAUAACGAAGGUCUCAAUGUGACGGAGUUUUUGGCCUUCACUCAUCCUUCUGAAGUGGACCGCAUGGCUGACUUUGCCAUUGAAGAUGUGUUGAAUGAAUAUGACAUGGACAAAGACAGCUUCAUAAGUCUGAGAGAGUUUAUUGGAAAUGCCCGUGGGGAUGGUGAGUCCGCUUCACAAUGGGAAAUGGAGGAGACUGUGCGUUUCAGAGACCUGUAUGAUUCAGACAGAGACGGGAAGUUAAACAGGGAAGAACAGCUACGAUGGGUCGCACCAAAUAGCUACGGUUCAGCCCGAGAAGAGGCUCUUCACCUGAUCAAGGAAGUGGACCGCAAUGAGGACGGACUUCUGUCAGUGGCUGAAAUCCUGAGAAACCAGGACACAUUUAUGAACAGUGAAGUUACAGACUACGGCCGUCAGUUACACACAACUCAUGACGAACUUUAA
Knipowitschia caucasica is the source of this 939-nucleotide messenger RNA. NCBI's taxonomy places the organism in Eukaryota, Metazoa, Chordata, Actinopteri, Gobiiformes, Gobiidae. The record is from the annotation of a GenBank genome assembly.